AUGUCGCAGUACCCUCCAGAACUCAACGUCCCUUUGAGCAACCAGUUUAUUAUCCCGAAGAACAGCGACAUCGGCGCGACCCUCCGCGAAGACAAAGAAAGUAGCUGCACCUAUCUGUGCGGAAACUCUCUGGGGCUACUGUCGGAACGCUCGAAGGGUUUGGUCCUAGAAGAGCUCCGUAUCUGGGGCUCACAUGGCGUCGUUGGCCAUUUCUCUCAUCCUCUCGAUCGGCCUUGGACCAAGUGCUGUGAUGAGGUUCAUCCGCUCCUCGCAGAGCUCGUCGGGGCAAAUGAAAAAGAAGUUGUAUGCAUGGGCACGUUGACCAACAACUUGCAUCUCAUGAUGGAUUCCUUCUACAAACCCACUCCUGAACGUUACAAGGUCCUUUGUGAAGCCAAGGCAUUUCCCUCGGAUCAAUACGCCUUCACAUCACAGGCCGCUGCGCAUGGUCUCGAUCCUGAGACUACCAUCAUUCAAGUAUCACCGCGGGAGGGUGAAUAUACCCUUCGGGAAGAAGAUAUUCUCGAAAUUCUCGAUAAAGAAGGACCCACGAUUGCCCUUGUCAUUUUCAGUGGAAUCCAGUACUAUACCGGACAAUGGUUCCCCAUGAAAUCUAUCACAAAGAAGGCCAAAGAACAGGGCUGCGUGUGUGGCUGGGAUCUUGCUCACGCUGUCGGAAAUGUACCACUGGAGUUACAUGACUGGGACGUUGAUUUCGCUGUUUGGUGUACCUACAAAUACCUUAAUUCCGGUCCUGGAGGUAUUGCCGGCUUAUUUGUGCACGAAAACUGGCACAAGACGGAACGUCCCAAGUUUGCAGGGUGGUGGGGACAUGAAUUAGCAACACGAUUUGAAAUGCCUUCCAAGUUUUCACCCAUCCCCGGUGCACAGGGGUUCCAGCAGUCAAAUCCGUGCGUUCUCGCGGUGGCGUCGCUUCUUGGAUCGUUGCAAGUUGUCAAGGAGGCAGGGAUGAUGCCAGCAUUGAGAGGACGUUCUCUUCAGCUCACAACUGCGUUGGAAUCUUUCCUCGUAAAGUCAAAGUAUUUUGUUCCUCUUGAUAGAGUUUCAAACUCGACCGACUUUGCAAAACCUGGUUUCACGAUCAUCACACCCACUAAACAUUCUGCCCGUGGCGCACAGUUGUCAUUGCUCUUCCUUCCCACUGGAUCGGGCGUCAUGAGGAAAAUAUUUGAUGCCUUGGUGAAGGAAGGAGUGAUCGGCGAUGAGAGAGAACCGGACGUAAUCCGGCUUGCCCCCACACCACUGUACAACACAUUGAAGGAUUGCGAGCAUGCGGCAGAAUCCCUAGAACGAGCCUUUAGCACACUGUAG
Messenger RNA from Laccaria bicolor S238N-H82, 1332 nucleotides. RefSeq lists its product as uncharacterized. Gene Ontology annotation, cellular component: cytoplasm. Gene Ontology annotation, biological process: NAD+ biosynthetic process. Lineage: Eukaryota; Fungi; Basidiomycota; Agaricomycetes; Agaricales; Hydnangiaceae. Bases 1 to 1332 code for a protein of 443 amino acids. Gene Ontology annotation, molecular function: kynureninase activity; pyridoxal phosphate binding. The transcript has 7 exons. The record is from RefSeq and is a predicted model, not a curated record.